CCGCAUACAAGGACCGGCGAUAGGCCGGAGGACCUCCAACUUUGGUUUGCCCAAAUCGGGUUCGAGCACUUUCACGGUUGCGACGGAAGCGAAUCGCGCACGCCAUAAGAACGCAGCAUUCGACACACGUAACACAUUCCGAGCGCUGCGACGUAACGCCACGCGCGAGCGCACCAGCAGCGCACCAAUAUGAGCCGCAGACACAGCACCUCCCCCGACUCCAAGCCAAUCACGACGCGCCUCCACAAGCUCACGGCGCUCCUCGACGAAUUGGCGACAGCCAAACAUCAACCGGACGACACGGCAACCGAAUUUCUGCCGACGAAACUGCUCAAGCGCGUCCUGGCCUACGUCGGCUCCGGCGGCGCCGCCGCGGCCACCAACAACAGAUGGCGCCGUGUCGCGGCAAACCCGGAGCUCUGGCGAGAUGCGGUGCAGCGAGCAGCUGUAAGAGCGGAAUCGAGGGAGACGGCCGACGGUAGAGCGAGACAGCAAGCCAAAGACGUCAUUCUGGCACUAAGGGCGGCCUCGCGAGCACUAGCGGCGACGCCAGGGUCAAGAAUAGCGGAACUCCGAGACGCCAUGGCCGCGGCGGCGCGGCGCCAGCGGCGGGCGCCGACGGAUGUGGAGAGGCCGGUCCUCGAGGCGUCGUGCGACGUCCUCGGCCUCAAUUCCGCUACGGUAUGCAGUCGGCGUCCCGCGGCGAUGGCGUAUAGCGUGAAAAGGUCAAACCACACAGGCGUCGCACUUCCGCGCGGCGCUCGACGGCGCGCCGGCGGCGCCGGGCGCGAAGCCGCGGCCGCGGCUCGGCGCCGCGCUCGCGGCGCUCGACGUGCCCGCUUUGGCGCUCAGCGACGACGCCGACGCGCACCGCCGCCUCUACGAGCUCGCCGUGGCCACGGCCGACCCGGCGUUCCCCGCGCCCGCGCGCGCCGCGAAGGCGAACGUCCACCUCGGCCGCUUGGCCGCGUGGUGCGUCGCCGCCGCGAACUGUCGGGACGCGCUGCUCCGGGCGCGGCACACGACGCCGCAGCCGCCGCGCGGGCCGCCCGCGGCCGCCGUCGUCGCCGCGGGCGAGCGCGCCGUGAAGCGCUGGCUGCGGCUCUGCGCGCCUGGUGGAGCGUCUCCCGAAAAGUCUCCGGAAAAGCCGCCACAAGCCAUGACGACGCCGUCGCGCUUCGCUCAGACCCGCCGCCGCCGCCGCCCCGCGCCCUCGUGUCCGCCGCCCUCGACGCCUUCAUUACGAUCCAUCUUCGACGCGUCCAGAAGCAAGCCUGUGCCGCGCGGCGCCGACUGCGCGCAGACCUUGCGCAAGUUCUACGCCAUCCACAACCCUUCCUUAUUACCUAGAGCGGCGCAAAUAGCAAGAGAGUGGCGCGGGUCCGAGGAGACGCUCUUCGCUCUACUGCGGUACAAGUACGGCUCCGGUACAUCAUCAUCAAAGCCGCUUGCGUUAGCGUUGGACGCGGCCGAGACGGCGAAGCCGCGACGGCGCCGGUCCAUGUCCGUCGUCCCUGCGAGGGAGGGUCCCCGGGAUAGAGCAGAAGCUCUACGAACAUUAAGAGCGGAGGUCGAGAGACUGAAGGCCCUCGAGGAGGAGAACGCCGCGAAGGUCGAAAAGGAGAAGCGCCGCGCGAACUACGCGUCGCAAAGGGCGAAAUCUUUGAAGGAGGAGCGCGACGACGCCAUCGAAAAGGCCGCCGAAGUUACCACUCUAAGAAGGGAGUCGGCCAAGCUCCGCGAGAACGAAUCCAAGAGAUUGGUGGAGUUGGAAAGGUUGCAGAAGGCUUUGGAGAGGGAGCGCGAGGCGUCUUCAGCAAGGACGCCCGCGUCGCCGUCCAAACCCGCGCGCGACGUGCUCGACCCGGAGGCGGUGGCCGUCGACGCGGUCCUCGCCGCUUUGAGUGAUGUCUUAGUGGCGGAAUGUGCGACGGAGGUCGAGUUCGAGCUGGAGUUUGGGCUGUCGGAGGCGCAGCUGCUGGGCCUGGCGCCGCUGCCCGAACUACCGUCAACUGUGCCCGAGGAGCCGGCGCGGCCCUCGCUCGAGGAGCAGAUCGCCGCCGGUCGCCGGAGCCUGCGCAGGGCGCGGUCGGCGUCGCCCCCGAGGCGGCGCGACGCGUCCGAGACGCCGGCCACCCUGCUCCGCGGCUGGGCGAGGGAGCAGGCGCCGUCGUCGGGCUCGUCGAAGGCGUCGCCGACGCUCCGCGACCUGGAAACGACGUUCCGGUCGCUGUCGAGCGAGCUCUCGCCGUCGACGGCGCAAGGCGUCCUCGACGGGCUCGAGGCGCCGCUGGACGGGCUUGUGCGCUAGGCUAAUGUGGUAGUACGCGA
Pelagomonas calceolata is the source of this 2331-nucleotide messenger RNA. The record is from the annotation of a GenBank genome assembly. NCBI's taxonomy places the organism in Eukaryota, Pelagophyceae, Pelagomonadales, Pelagomonadaceae.